Lepisosteus oculatus (spotted gar) is the source of this 1125-nucleotide messenger RNA. It is a transcript of the gene soul2, whose product is annotated as heme-binding protein soul2. NCBI's taxonomy places the organism in Eukaryota, Metazoa, Chordata, Actinopteri, Semionotiformes, Lepisosteidae. The record is from RefSeq and is a predicted model, not a curated record. Gene Ontology annotation, molecular function: heme binding.
UACCUGAUGACGCCUAGUGCUGCUCCGGAGGAGAUAAAUUCUGCAGCACCAGCGACGCUGAAGUCUCAAACGGCUUGGGAGAGAGAAUCGCAAUGAAGAACUCAAGUGUGGCGCUCCUCGCUCUUUUCGGAGUUUUAGUUUCUGGAUAUAACGAAGAGAAAGAAACUCACGGGUCUUCUCUCUGGUUCUGUCAUAAACUGGACUGUCCAGAAUACACUUUGGUGAAGAAGCAUGAGACCUUUGAAGAGCGAUACUAUAAUGCCAGCAGAUGGAUGACGACAGAGGUAGAAGGAAAUUACAAGAGCGCUGUUAACAAAGGUUUCAUGCGCCUCUUCUAUUACAUAGGUGGAAACAAUGAAGCCGGGAUAAAGAUUCCUAUGACUGCCCCGGUUGCUGUUGUGGUGCAUCCCCCUACCAUCGACGGGAAUCCAAAGAACAUCUCUGUAUCCUUCUUCGUCCCUGCAAAAAGCAUUCCGCCAAAACCAAAGGACCUUACAAUUCAUGAGUUAAAUUUGACUGGCAGCACUAUGUAUGUUCGAUCUUUUGGUGGAUUUGCCUCGGAGUCAGAUUGGACUGAAAACGCCCAAGCGCUCGAGGCUGACCUGAAGGCAGCUGGCAUAUCCUAUGAUCCUGUCAGCUAUGUAGCAGCUGGUUAUGAUUCUCCAUUCAGGCUCUUCAACAGGCACAAUGAAGUUUGGUUCCACGGGUUGAAGAUGGAGAAUGCGGAGAAAACUGAAAACGCUUGAGCCUGAUUAUACAUGGAAUGGAACCUGUUAUGGAAAUGAAUGACGUUUGUCUGCCAGAAGUAAAGAUGGACAGUAAUUUAACUCCUGAUGAUGUGCAAAGAUGCACUUUUCACAGGUGUGAAUGUGUGCUAAGUAAAACUUUCAUGCCUGACAAAAAUGCACAUCCAGUUCCUUGCAGUUUUGUUUAACAAGUCUUUGAAUGUGACAAUGUUGUAUAAAGGGAUUAUUGUAAAUGUAUUACAGGGAUGUGCUUAUAUGACCUCUAGUGCUUCAGAUAACGCUUGAGUAAUUAACUAAUCUUAAUGUAACUGAAAUCUUCUUUAAUGAGCAAAACAAACGUAUUGAAAUAAAGGAGCACUAUUUGUAGUGCAGGAAACAA